Nerophis lumbriciformis (worm pipefish) is the source of this 4551-nucleotide messenger RNA. The record is from RefSeq and is a predicted model, not a curated record. Lineage: Eukaryota; Metazoa; Chordata; Actinopteri; Syngnathiformes; Syngnathidae.
AUGAACGACUCGGACCAGGACUUUGUUGACCUCUGCUCAAAGCUGUUAAAACGUUCCCGCAAGAAAGGAGUCGAGACAAAACAAAAACGGUCUGACCAGGCAUCAAGUCAGGCCAAGGAUGGAGACCAUGAAAGAUACGAGACUGUCUCUGAGCAUCAUCGUGUCACUGCGCAAUCACAAACUGGUCAUGCACAUCAGGUCAUGGGGAUUACGGUCAAGGGUGAGCAUCAUCCACGAGUUGUACUAGCUCCAGAACAGACAACUGAAAAUGCAUGUGGAGCUAAAGAAAAAUUGAUCAUACGGAUGCAAGAGUUUAAGAGAGUCUGUCCUAAGAUGGUUAACAACAUGGAGCAUGGCAAGGAUUCCUCUCCUUCAGAGUCAGAAAUAGUCCAACCGUCCACUUCCGAUGGCCGUAUGUGUCCUCAGGACAGUGAUGAGGCUCUGGCCAUAUGCCUGCAGCAGCAACUUGACCGCGAGGCGGCAGAGGUCCACACAACUGGCUUGGCAGCCGAGAGCCUCUUUUUCUGCCACAUCUGUCACAGAGACUUAUCUCACAUGACACCUGAGGGGCGCACGCAGCACAUCAACAGGUGUUUGGAUGGUAGUGAGCAUCAAAUGGCUGCUCCCCCGGUACCCCAUCUUCUUCUGGGUGUCCCCGACUGUCCAAUCUGUGGCAAGAAAUUCAAGUCGCACAAGAGUCGCUCUACCCAUUUGAAGCGCUGCUCGACGGCAAUGGGCGUCAGUCCUGCCGUCCUGCUGCAGGCUCUCCAGAGGCAGGCUGAGGAAACACAGCUUGCUGCUGCCAACACUGUCUCACAGCCCGGAGGCACUAAAAGGAAAGGUGUCACUCAGGCAGGCCCGGCAGGGAGAAAGAAGCCACGGAAAAAGACCGAUAUCCUGGAUGAAGACACCAUGAUGGCUCUGGCGCUGUCAUCCUCUCUGUUAGAACAGGAGCGGGAGCAACUGAAUGCGGCAAAAGCACAGACGACUGCCGCUGAUUCCUCUAUGACAUCUGUGUUGAAGUGGAGGCCAGAUGCCGGUAAAGGAUGCACUAAAAAGAAAAAGGGCACCGUCCCACGUCCUCCUCCAAUCCUCCUCAUUCAAGAUCCUGAUGCGGCCCUGACUAGACUGCAGGAACGGGUCUCUAAUCUACUCCUACGCACUAGAGCUCCAUCACCACCUACGCCGACCCGCUGUCCAAGCACCGUGUCUGCCUUGAGCGGUGCCACCCCCCUCUGGCAAAAAAGUGCUCUGCUCACUGGAAAUAGUUGUGUAUUAGACUUCUUCGUCCCGGAGCUUAGAGACUUCAUCACGCCUUGGGAAGCAGCACAAGUAAGGAGAUGUAGACCUCUCUGCACUUUAUCCCAACCCAAUGCCAAAGCUUGCAUCACGCCCUCCUCGACUCCCUCCACUCCGGCCGCCGGGCAGCUUCCUGCUAACAGUCAGGCACUGCAAGACCUUGUGGAUUUGUCUGACAAUGAGAUUGCUACGGACCAAGGCGAACACAUUGCUCCUGACACUGGCCAAGACCAAAACGCCAGUUUUUCCGCAAACUUCCAAAUGAGUGGCUUCUUUCUCGAAGAGAUCGCUGAUGUCCAUGUGGCGCUAUCGAACUUGGCAUCAAACCUUAGCAGCAUGGUGAACAACCCUCAACUCAGUGACUGGCAACUGCAAGUUGACAGUGGCGAAGUCUUCUUUGCUCAUUCCUUCAUGAUAUAUGCACGCUGCCCUCUUCUGGCUGAAAUGAUGCACGAAAGUGGUUUCGGGGUGCAUGAGGAAGGGAUGCCCGCAGCUCACAGGGUGUUGAUCAGCGACGUCCCAGGUCAGGCGGUGUUGAUUCUGUUGGAGUACCUGUAUUCUGCUAGCGUUUCCCUCCCAGCGUCAUUGCAGCCUCAUGUGCUGGAGUUGGCAUCCAGGUUCGAUUUACAGGAAUUGCGGCAGCUAUGUGAACUUCAUACUGAAGACCCAUCUGCUCAAAAUGACGAUGGAGCCGCUAUGAGCCCGACGGAGCGUCUCAACAAGACAGACAUGGCCUUAACAGCACUCUUCAAGUCCAUGUGGAGCCACGAAGACGACGCGGAUCAAGAAGGGAAUGACGAGAACGGUCUGGAAAAAGCUGCUGACGAAACAUCCUGUGACAGGGAGCUCCCCGAGGAGCAGGUGAAUGAGGAAGAGCUGGAUGAGAUUUACGAAUUUGCUGCCACGCAGAGAAAGAGAGAUGAGGAGACGGUGAUGGUUGAAGAAAGCGAGGGAGAUGAUGGAGAGCUGACUGAGCCAAGAGAGACUCCAGAAAGGUUUUGUGACAAAAUCCUAGAGCCUGAAUCCGACAAAUUUCUGGACCGCAACCUGGAGAACAGCUGUAAUCGCAUCUUCUCAGAUUCUGACGGGGUCUACAAAAAAGAUUCCUCUUCCUCGACUCCACCAAGAGCACACAUACCUACAACCCCUAUUUCAACAUUGUCUGGGAGAAAUUUGCUUCACUCCUCAGCAAGUAUUGGCAGCGGCAGUUCCCCCAAUACAUCCAACUUGCCUGUCCCUGGUGUGUCCCCAGACAGGGAUAGGAACUGUUGCACCAUUGGAGUCAAGGAAGUAGUUAGAGAACAAGAACCUUUGGAACAUUGUACGCCUCCAAAGUGUCAAAGUCAAGUUUCUGGUGGUAUUCAUGUCCUGCUCCCUCCUAAUUCACGCCACAAAAAUGAGCCAGAACUGAUAGUUUUGUCAGGAUCAAGUGAGGAAAUGGAGGUAUUCAAUGCUGAACCCUGUUCCCAGAGUCCUAUUCUCACUCAUUCCCAUGCAGGACAGAGCUUCACUCACUUAAAAUCGAGAGAGCCCUCUGUGGAGAUGGAACAGACCAGAAAUCUGGAAUGUAAUAUCACUGAUAUAAGUCCAUCUCCCAAACAACUUAGUCCAGCUGAUUGUUCUCCUGAGCUCUCUUGGUUAAUUCCCUCCACACCAAUCAGCCCCAGUCCCAUCAAAACAAGCAUGGAAAGUUCCUCUCAAACUAAAAUCAGCUCAUUUAGGACAAAGCUGUUCCCAGAAGAGAAUGAACUGGACAGUGCAGAAGUGGACUUAGUGUUUGCGGAACCGAAGCCAAAGACACAUCUCCAGCUACACGUUGACCCUUAUAGCAGCACUCCCACGCAUUUUGAUGUUGUCCAUAACCACGUCCGACCUAACACCUCUUUCCUCGACACAGAGCCUGACAAGCAAAAGUCAUUCAGUCCAGAACAUAAAAGCCCGGAAAGGAUGCAAUUUGAGAGUUUUCAUCUUUCCCCACUCUCUGACCCUUCAGCUCGACAUUCUUCUACUUCUCACCGAAGUCUUCCUAGUUCAGAGAGAGUUAGCAAGUACUCCAGUCUGAGUCCUGCUCGCUCCAGAAGUCACGAUAGCACAGGAGUCAAGACCAAGCCAAUUCCAGAGUUGGAUGAUGACAAGGAAGUAGGUGGAAGAGAAAAAACAGCAUCGCCACAUGCGAGUUUUGAGCAGAGCUUGCUAAUCAUGGACGACCCGCCGAUAGCUUUCAACGACUCGUGGGGUCUCGACGCCUGUGAUGACAUUGCAGGGAAUCCGGGAUGCUUUAGUCCGAGGCUAGAGGAAAGCAGUCAAUACCAAGAACCUAAAAACCUUAUUUCACAGCCAUCUACGAGUAAAAACUGCCGGAUCUCGCCUUCAACCCCUGAUAAGAUCACCGAUACGCCACCAGAUUUAAGUGACAGUCUCCUGGUUGCGAAUAUGCAGGACUACUCAGGGGAAGAAGAAGAAAUUCUUCCUCUUUCACAAAGGCUAAACCUAAAAACUCCACCUUCUUCCCGCAUUAAAAGCCGUCACACUUUAGUACCAAUAACUCCAAUGCCUCACUUCUCUGAUAUGGACACACCGGAACUCAAAAACAAACUGAACAGUUUUGGUGUUCGGGCGUUACCGAAGCGCCAGAUGAUCCUCAAGUUGAAGGAGAUCCAUCAGUACACCCACCAGCUCGUCAACUCUGACUCUGAUGAAGAGGCACUUCCUGUGGGGAAUGGAGCCCAGACAAAAGCCCCUCCCUGCAAGUCUUUGGCUGCUGAACAGGAAGCCAAUUUCAAGGAGCCCAGGGUGCCAGCUUCCCUCACUCUGGCAAAACACACCCGAGAGGAUGAGGGCAUGGAGCCACUAUCAAACUCUCAAGACUCAAAUUCCUCUUCCGUCUCUUCACUUGAUGAAUCCGAAAGGCAUAACCCAGAGCUGUGCCCGUCCUCUGGCGGAGAAUCGGACAGCGAUGGCGGGAUCUCUGCUUCCCAAGCGGCCACGCGCCUUCAAGAUCGCCUGCAGGCCGUGCGCACGUUUAUCUUGUCCGACUCGAGUCUGUACACUCAGAUUCUUCAGUACCAGCCUCUGGUUCUGUCUAAACUCCAAGAGCGCUUAAAAGCGGCAGGCAUCCGCCUCGGCGCCGCCAAGUUGGUGAGCUUUCUGGACUCGCAGUGCAUCACCUUCACCACGGCGAAACCGGGACAGCCCGCACACACUCGCAGACGUGUCAAGAAAAAAGGAACGAUAAAAGCUGCAAGGAAAUGA